AAUUCCUAUAUUAAGUAAAUAAAUAAUAAAGUCCCUAUUGAACAUAAGUACGAUAAAAAUUUGUUCAAAAAAUUGUGUGAUUCGACUUGACUUUUAAAAAAUGUCGAAAGUGUUUUUCUAUUCUUGUCUAAUUGGUUUGUUUUUGGAUGUUUCCAAGGGUUGGGUUAUAAAUGAUAUAAAUGCUAAGAUGUUGUCAAAAGGAUUGUUUUCAAAUGAACUCAGUGAUGAAGACAUUAUGAUGGCUGAAGCUAGCACCUUGUUCCAACAACGGAUCAGUUUAAUAUUUCCAGGCACAAAAUGGUGUGGUGCAGGCAAUGUGGCUGAAAACUAUGAUGAUCUAGGCACUGAAAAGGAAGCAGACAUGUGUUGCAGAGAACAUGACAACUGUCCCGACUUGAUUCCUGGAGGAGGAACUAAAUAUAAUUUGACUAACGACGCUUUUUAUACUAGAUUAAGUUGUACGUGUGACGAAAAAUUCUUGACAUGUUUGAGGUCUGCUAACACGAAGGUCGCCAGGUACAUUGGAGUGAUAUACUUCGAUGGAUUACAAACCAAAUGCUACAGAGAAGACUAUCCAGUCACAAAAUGCAAUAAGAAAGGAGGAUGGUUCAAAACGAAAUGCGUGGAAUAUUCGUACAAUACAAAAGGGAAAAAGAUCUACCAGUGGUUCGACGUGGAAGAUUUCUGAAAAAAAAACGUGUGUCUAGACGAUUUUAGCUUUAAAUUAAGUGUACUUAAAGGACAUUAUUUAUUAAACUGAGUGAUUAUUUAUUUGUGAUAGUGUGUUCUGCCUCUUUGGGAACUAGAAGUGAUUGAUGUUACGUUAAAUCAGUAUAUGAGUACAAACUGAACUGUAUUUGUGUUAAGUGCUUAUUUAAGUAUAGGUAAGCAGUUAGCGAAAGUAUUUAAUAUGCAGGUAAGAAAAUAGAGAUUAAUUCAGUAUAGACAAGGUACAGACAUGAUAUAUAAAGCCUAACUUUACGUUACUAUCAAAUAUUAACCGUGUAUUGUAAUUUUUUAAUGGCUAGUAUGUGGUUACUGUGUCCGUACUGAACCAAUCUUUAUACUCUUACCUACAGCUGUAGCAAAAUGCCAUUUAGCGCUUGUCUACUUUUUAUCCCCUUUGGCAACUGAGACUUGUCUACUUGUAGAAUAGAAAACUAAA
Molecule: messenger RNA, 1165 nt
Organism: Spodoptera litura
Lineage: Eukaryota; Metazoa; Arthropoda; Insecta; Lepidoptera; Noctuidae
Product: phospholipase A2-like
Biological process (GO): arachidonate secretion; phospholipid metabolic process
Molecular function (GO): A2-type glycerophospholipase activity
Source: RefSeq, a predicted model, not a curated record